Molecule: messenger RNA, 5217 nt
Organism: Hippoglossus stenolepis (Pacific halibut)
Lineage: Eukaryota; Metazoa; Chordata; Actinopteri; Pleuronectiformes; Pleuronectidae
Gene: atf7a
Product: activating transcription factor 7a
Exons: 12
Coding region: 803-2389 (528 amino acids)
Biological process (GO): regulation of transcription by RNA polymerase II
Molecular function (GO): DNA-binding transcription factor activity, RNA polymerase II-specific; cAMP response element binding
Source: RefSeq, a predicted model, not a curated record
UAAAAACAGGAAAUGUCAUUUAAGGAAAAAAAAAUUCUUAAUUUUGCGCGUAAGAUUAUUUAAACGAUUAAUUGAUUAUCGGAAUGAAAAUUGCAACUCAUUUUUAUCUCAAUCAACUAAUUGAUUACCAAAGUAAUUCUUGCAGCUCUUUAUGAGAGCACCAAAAGUAUUAUAACAUUGUGUGUAAACAUUGACUCAAACAUUUCAUUAGUUUUGUUAGUAACGUUGUGGAACCACUUGCAUCAGUCACUUGUUUCUCCACACAGAGAAGUUAGAGUCAACUAGAACCACAAGUACAAGUGAGGUACAGUGUGAAUGAUGUGUGUACUGUGGAUUCACAUGAGAGUUCUCAAUAAAGUGGAUGAAGAUGAGUGAAACAGAAACUGUGCAGAGUCAGAAACAGCUGAAUCAGAGAGAGAGAGAGACUGACUGAGGGGUUUCAAGCAUGGAAAAGGUUGAGCGAGGCAGGAGAAGUGGGAAGCAGGAGUGGUAAUGAGAGAAGGAGGGACUGGAAGUGAGGGAAAACGAGACACAAGAGAAGGAGGAGAUGUCUUUGUGUAAAUGGUAGCUGCCGUCCUCUUUUGUAAGCGGCUCCUCAUUGGCCAGCCAGAAGCCCCCCUGUGUGAAGGAAGUAUCACCAGGGAAACUUCGUCUCGCUGCCUCUGUGCGUGUUUUCCUUUUUGCCAGGGUUAUUUUUAAAUAGCAUUCGGCUUCCUGCUCAGACUAAGGACUACAAGCCACAGCAUCCCUGUUUUGUUGUUUUCAGGAUUUUCCACUUCACAAAUCAAGAAAAGCCGCAGCAAUGUUCUCCUCUUCUCCUUUCCCACAGCUACAUUGCAAGCUCUUUGCAAAAAUGGGGGACGACCGACCUUUUGUGUGCAGUGCUCCUGGCUGUGGACAGAGGUUCACCAAUGAAGACCACUUGGCCGUACACAAACACAAACAUGAGAUGACACUGCAAUUUGGACCACCCAGGACCGACUCUGUCAUUAUAGCAGACCAGACACCUACUCCCACUCGCUUCCUAAAGAACUGUGAGGAGGUUGGUCUGUUCAACGAGCUAACCACCUCCUUUGAUCAAGACGAGGAUGAAAAGAGGGCCAAAAGCUCUCUCACUGCAGCCAACUCUGUGGCUUUGGACAUGACCCUGCAGACAUCAUCAGAAGUGAAGGUGAAAGAGGAGGAACCUGUAGAGGUCGACUCUUCGCCACCAGACAGCCCCGAUUCUUACUCUGGACAGUCUGACAGCAGCAUAGAGUAUCUGGUUAAAGGAAAGGACACCCCCCCUAGGAGUUCAGCCCCCACCCCUACUAUUGUGCGUCCAGGUUCCCUCCCAUUACACCUGGGCUUUGAUGCCCUCCAGCCCACUAUGCCAUCACCGACUUCUGUUAUCACACAGGCACCACCCUCCAAUCGUACUCUGGGAAUGGAGAGAGGGUGGGAGAGAGAUGGAGGCUUACAUCUCUACAAAGAAGCAGCGGCACAAAGACUAAGUUCGCCAACCAGCCACUACCCCAUGAUGAUGCUUCCCUCUGGCCAGGCAGUGCCUUUGCUCCCUGGUCCUGUACAGAUACCCUCUGUAAUUAAUCUGGCCCGACCCUUGUGCAUGGUACCCAACAUUCCUGGGAUCCCUGGUCCUCCUCUGGGAGGCAGCAGCAGCGGCUCUAACUCCCCCUCUGGCUACAGCAUCCACUCAGAGGCCAAGAUGCGUCUGAAGGCUGCGCUGUCCCAGCAGAGCCCGUCAGGACAGAGUAUGGGGAUGUUUUCCAUGGGCGGCAGCCCCAUGGUGCCUCAGAGGGCAGAGCAGAGCCAGCUGCUCGUCCAGCAGCCAGAUGCUCCAUCACCUGCACAACCACAGGUAUCACCCGCACAGCCUACAGGUGGGCGGCGGCGGCGGACGGCAGACGAUGACCCAGAUGAUCGAAGGCAGCGCUUCCUCGAGAGGAAUCGGGCCGCGGCGUCGCGCUGCAGACAGAAACGCAAACUGUGGGUCAGUUCCCUCGAGAAGAAGGCUGAGGAGCUCUGCAACAUGAACGUCUCACUGUCGAAUGAAGUGUCUCUGUUGCGGAACGAGGUGGCUCAUUUGAAGCAGCUGCUGCUGGCCCACAAGGACUGUCCUGUUACCAACCUACAGAAGAAGACUGCCUACCUAAUGGCAGAGGAGAGCAUGAAAGACACCUCAGAGCCCACAGGUUCUCCUGCCCCGGUGAUCCAGCACAGCUCCUUGGCGCCCAGCCACUCUGCAGUGCACAACGGCCUCAGCUCAAGGGCAGCGGCAGAGGCCAUGGCGAUGUCUGUGCUGGCAGGAAUGGGCCAACAGCAGAGGGCUGAGAGUGGACCCUCUCAUAUUAUCAUGGCAUCAGCACAGUCUCAAUCUGCUGCCAGAUGAUGAGCGAUGCCACCAUGGCCAAGACUUGGCUCACCACGAGGGGAAAUAAGAGCAGAGGACACCCCCCUCCCCUCCCAUCUUCCUCAAUCUAGAAAUCCAAAUAUCUCAUCUUUUGCCCCGCCCCCUUUCUCCUCUGCUCUCUCCGACCCUCCUGUGGAGCCAUCAUGCUGUGGCCUGGAGCUCAGCAGCAGCCUUCUGGGAACGGACUAAGACUUUUGAGAGAGCUUCCUGUUCACUUUGCCACAGACUACAGGGGCUGGACUCCAACCCCCACCACCCACCCAACCACCCCUCGUUUCCCUUAAUGCCUUCCUCACCCUCAGUCAAAAUGAAUCUCCACUGGACUGUCGGACUGCAUCACCCUUGAGUGUACUGUCAUAUCGAACUCCCCCACAUUGACACGUACCACACAUGUGCACAGCUUGAAACACACACGUGUUGCAUAAACACUCAUGAUCAAAUCAGACACCCAACAACACACACGACUUCACACUGUUUAGGGAAUAGUGCCUUUUGCUCCUCGACUUUUUAGCCAUAUACACCCACACAUGCCAUCACUGCAUACGUCCCAAUACAUCCUCAACUCCAAAGACACAGCAGCUGUCUAGACUUCCGUGACUUGGAUCUCAAAUGUUCACGUAAACCUUUUGUAAAUGGUUCCACCUCAAGGCGAUCUCAACAUGGACCCAAAAUCUUACCUCAGUUACUCCCCUUUAUGAUAGAAUUUAUAAACUGUGUGUGUGAUUGGCUCUGUGUGUAUGUAUUUAUGUACAUCAGAACAUAGCAGUUUGCCUACUCCUGAUCUAAUACAUUAAUAUUUAGAUUGUUAGCAUGUGACUUUUUUAUUAGGGUGUUCUUUUCAUGAUACAGUAUGUGCAGCUAUAUUUUUUUAAACAAAUUGGCACAUCCUCCCAGAUUAGUCCACGGAACCAAAAUACAUUGGACUACCCAAAUCAGUUUAGUGCCCUGAAAUAAUUUAGUUUGAGCAAUAAUUUUUGUGACCUGAAGGGAAUUUCACCUCUCCUCUCCUUCUCACGUUUCCUCUAAAAGAGGCAGUUUUACUGUUUAUUGGCUUGUAAGUGGAUGCCUUUUUUCCAUUUCAUCUGAAACUGUUCUAGUGACUGUGUUUCUCUGUGUGGGCCCUGGACUUACUGUAACUGUUAUUUUCACACUUCUCAGGAUGGUUGCACAUCCUUGGUGCUCGCUGGAGGUGCAAUGAACCCCUUAUUGUCUUUAGCUCUUUACCAAACCUCAAGUAAGCCAUAAAAAAAUCCGAUCUCUGAAUCUCCAAAGACCACCAGAUACUUGUCCUGGGGCGGGCAGUAAAAAGCUGGACUGUUAUUUUGCGAUUCAGAGGUCACAGUGACACAAUCUACAGUUUAUCACUGCUUGUUAUUUGCACUUACUCACAAUGUCACACACAAUUACUGGUCAUUUUGCCUUAAGAUCACAUCGGUGCCUCUGAUAUCCCCUCUUUAAAACAUGCAGAGUUGCUCAUGUGAAAAUCCAGAACCAUAGCAAAACAUAUUUCCCCCCAAUUGUUCAUUUCAUCCAAUGAAAAAACAAUGAAUCAACCUAUCAAUAAAAGAUUCCUCGUCAACCUCUAAAAAUUAAAAAUAAAUUUGAAUUUGGACUCUUCUCAGUGACAUUUAAUGAUGUAAUACUUUUGUGUCAUCUGGUGGAGGGACACAGCAAAGACUUCUUCACUGGUAAAAGCUUUGAGGGAGGAAAACGUCUUGUGACUGGUCUCCAAAUGACUUCAUUUUUUUAGAAAUCCCACAAAGAUAUUUUACCCAGAUAUCAAUAUAUUUUUACAUGAACACCUAUACAAGCGGUUUUCUUUUCUUGUUUAUUUUUCCUGUAUAUUCUUGUCCCUCUUCUGUCUGAUGUGAUUGUGUAUUUGCAAGAUGUGAUUUUUCAAAGACAAGAUAUCUGUCCAUUAACAUGAGGGCAUGUCUUUAUGCACUAAAAUAAUGCAAGUUUAUUGUUGCUUUGUAUUUCUGUUCAUUUAAGUAUUUGCGAUUCUCUUGGUCUGUGUUUUCAGAUGAUAUUUUUCUCUCUCCCUUCUGUACUGUAUACAUGAAUGGGAAUUUGCUCAGAAACUUUAAUACUUUAAACCUUUGACUGAACAUUUUGUCCUGCAGUCCUGACGUCGAGCCCGGCAUUUUGUUGUACUUUGAAGCUGGCGCUAUAUUUGUCUGGCAGUCCCUUCUAGACGAUUGUUCAUAUGAAAUGAAAAUUUAAACUAUAUUUAGCUUUUAUGUUUUCAUGUAAUUCAUGUCAUCGGCACCUUUUUUUGUCAUUUCUUUGUUUUCCUCUGUUGUGUUCUGUUUUCAGCUCUAUACAACUCGUCAUAAUGCUUCUGAUUGUACUGAUGAAUAUAGAAACAAAUUUCUUUAACACAGAUUUGUUUUUUUGUUUUCCCCACAGAAACGAAACGUCAUUAGUCCUUUUUCAAAGAGAUUUUAUCCCCUGUUUUAUCCUUGCUAAGAUGAAUUUGGUCAUGUUUUUGAUGGUCCUUGUCUAACUUAUUUUUACUUAAUUGGUUAAAUAACUGUAAUCAUCACAGUCUUUGGCAUAUUGAUGUUAACUAGAAUUGUCAUGAGAAGAGCAAUUUAAAUGAAAAAUGCAACAUUUUGAAAGUUGCACGUUGUGUUUAAAUGGUUUUUCACACUCCCAUUGUUGGACUGAUGUUUUCAGAAAUUGUCCUAUUGUACAUAUCUGUACUAUAUGAAUAUAUUAACUUUUCCAUGCAUGUCCAAGUGGAAUACUAUGAACACUUACGUACAGUGCUGCAGUUUUAAUUAAAGAAACUACAUCUUAAUGAA